AUGGCGGAGACAGAGCUCUCCACUGAGUUCCCAAAACCUGAUGGUAUUACUCGCUGGACCGAGGUUAUGGUUAGCUUCACAGCCAAGCUGGGAGCACAGGGCCGGCGGGUGGUGUUGGUCACAUCAGGCGGCACCAAGGUCCCGCUGGAAGCGCGAGCUGUGCGCUUCCUUGACAACUUCAGCAGCGGACGGCGCGGUGCAACCUCGGCCGAGGCCUUCCUGGCUGCGGGAUACGGGGUCCUGUUCUUGUACCGUUCUCGCUCCGCGUUUCCUUUUGCCCACCGCUUCCCGCCGCAGACGUGGCUGUCGGCUCUUCGGCCCUCUGGCCCAGCUCAGUCAGGCCGGCUGUGUCUGGAAGCCGACGAGAAGGCACUCCCGGGCUUCGCUGCAGCCUUGCAGAGCUACCAGGACGCUGCGGCCGCGGGCACUUUUCUGGCGGUGGAGUUCACCACACUGACGGAGUAUUUACAUCUGCUGCAGGCCGCCGCCCAGGCUCUCAAUCCUUUAGGCCCUUCUGCGAUGUUCUACCUGGCUGCGGCCGUGUCAGAUUUUUAUGUUCCUGUUUCUGAAAUGCCUCAACACAAGAUCCCUUCGUCUGGGGGCCCACUGCAGAUAACAAUGAAGAUGGUGCCGAAAAUGCUUUCACCUUUGGUUAAAGACUGGGCUCCCAAAGCAUUUAUAAUUUCCUUUAAAUUGGAGACUGACCCUUCCAUUGUAAUUGAUCGUGCACGUAAUGCUUUGGAAGUUUAUCGACAUCAAGUGGUAGUGGCCAAUAUCCUUGAAUCAAAACAGUCUUUUGUGGUUAUUGUAACCAAAGACUCAGAAACCAAGCUAUUACUUUCAGAGGAAGAAGUAGAAAAAGGCAUAGAGAUAGAAGAGAAAAUAGUGGAUAAUCUUCAGUCUCAACAUACAGCUUUUAUAUGUGACAAAAACUGA
This is a messenger RNA of Elephantulus edwardii (Cape elephant shrew), 936 nucleotides long. RefSeq names its product phosphopantothenoylcysteine synthetase (gene PPCS). Gene Ontology annotation, biological process: coenzyme A biosynthetic process. Bases 1 to 936 code for a protein of 311 amino acids. The record is from RefSeq and is a predicted model, not a curated record. Gene Ontology annotation, molecular function: phosphopantothenate--cysteine ligase activity. The transcript has 3 exons. NCBI's taxonomy places the organism in Eukaryota, Metazoa, Chordata, Mammalia, Macroscelidea, Macroscelididae. Gene Ontology annotation, cellular component: nucleus; cytoplasm.